AUGCUAUGCUCUCUCGCACAGUUUUCCGGAUUGACGCAGGCAGGCAAGAUCUUUGGCCACUUCAACUUGAUCAAUACAAUCACUUGGUUGAGUUGCUUAUUUGGCUGGGCCCACCUUGGUAUGCUCUUUGGGCUGGAAGUUUACCGAAAGAUGGUCAUGGCCAGUAUUCAGGACUACUUUGACUACUUAGAUACACCAAGUACAUUGGCAGUGAUGAGCCUCUCAGACUCCAUGGCAGAGUUCUCAUCGUAUCAGAGAAUUUUCAUUUCGUACGCUCACAUUCUCUUCAUGGCUCGCUGCUUCCUGUCGUUGCAAUGGCAGCCUCGGCUGGCUAUCAUCACCUCCACACUACAGGCAACCACGGUGGACCUGACCCAUUUCUUAAUUGUUCUUAUCCCGACAUGGUUUGGUUUCGCAAUUGCUGGCAUGAUCAUGUUUGGUCGGCGGAUGCAGGCAUUCUCCACUCCUCUCAGUGGCUUUGCCAUGUGCCUCCAGCUGGCUCUCGAGGGCGAAUACGACUGGGGGUAUAUGUCUUCAGAGGAUUGGUUCAUAACGCUCCUAUGGGUUUGGAUCUACAUGGUCCUAUUGGUUAUGGUGAUGUUGAACAUGGUGCUCGCCAUCAUCAUGGACGUUUACGCUGAGGUGCGCCGACAGCAAGGUGAGACAAUGUCCAUUUUUCAGCAUUGCACAUAUUUAUUCAAGAGAGCCCUCUACUACAAGAACUGGGUUCCCGACAGGGAGUUGUGGGAGCGCGUAGCUGAGAUGCCGGAGACAAUCAUUGUUGAUGAUAUUCUCGAGGCGUACCCGAACAUGCCUGAUUUUCAGCUGAAUUUCCUGUGUGAUGGUGCACGGAACCGGACAAGGGUGAUUCAGCGAGCGGGUAUCGACCCAACGUAUACCGUCCAGAUGGUGGCUGCGAUCCACAUCAGCCUUGAAGAGAUUAUGAUGGAUCUCAUGAAGCUCAAAAAGCGUGGUUGGAUGGGAAAGGGUUUUGAGGUACCAAACGAUGAAGACAGAAACUUGGUGAAGGAAAUCCUGGCCGGAAUUGCGGUUCAGAGUGAGUGGAUGUUGGAUGCGCAGAAACAUGUGUCGUGGUUGCACCAGCAGAUUGGCAGCGAAGGGGCUGAUGGGGCUGGAUAUGAGUGGAAAGCUACUGGGCCAGUUGGGCUCUCAGAUCACGUUUGUCCAGCUGUGAACUGUUCGCUUAGAACCUCUGGCUGUUUGAUCAUGCGCAUUUGCAGCUGUUUAAGAUCUGCCGUGGGCUUGACCCUUGUGGUGCAUGUCGUGCCUGCGCCUCCAGAUGACCAGAGCUGGCAAAGUACUGGUGCUGAUCACCUUGUGUUGUUGGGAUCGUUGGUUGCUGAGCUUCGUGCUGAAGGGAAGCGCUUGCCACCAGGUGGCAACAACACGUGGUACUCCGCGCAGAAGCAUCUUGUAUGUCGCUGGCUUGCACUCGUUGAUAAUUGA
Symbiodinium pilosum is the source of this 1467-nucleotide messenger RNA. NCBI's taxonomy places the organism in Eukaryota, Dinophyceae, Suessiales, Symbiodiniaceae. The record is from the annotation of a GenBank genome assembly.